Molecule: messenger RNA, 4853 nt
Organism: Amoebophrya sp. A25
Lineage: Eukaryota; Dinophyceae; Syndiniales; Amoebophryaceae
Source: the annotation of a GenBank genome assembly
GUCAAAAACCUGAAAGUAAAGUGAUGUCAUAAACAUAAUUGAUCAUUAUAGGCGGUAUAAUUCUUUUUAGAAAUAAUUUGAACCAUGAUGAGUGACAGUCUUGCCACUAGUCCCGACUCGGCCAGGAAAGGGGUUAUCGUAGGCACUGGUGCGGCUUGCAGUAGCACUUCUUCGCCUGGAGGCUCACCGAGUCCGAGGACGAGAGCGCCGCCAAAUAAAGGUGCCCAACAGAGUCGUGGUCGUCAAAGAGCAGGUCAUGGUCGGAAUAAGCCUGAAGAUCCAGGAGGUACAACGAGCUCCUCCGGUGCCAGACGCGGUAGAAGUGCUAGAAGCAGUGGACGGAAUAGCAGCAGUAGCCAGCUUGUAGAACAUCAAAACACGUCAAAGAGAAAAAAAUCUAACAUUAUGGUCAGCUAUACCAUCAUUCUCGGCAUUUUGGUCCUCUUUUCCCUUGUAUUCUCCUUCUCGUGAAAUACAAGGUAAAAGGGGUCAAGAUGAGGGGACCGAGAUGCAUUCUAGCACACGCUAAAAAGAACAAAGAGAACAAUCCUGAAGACGGCGAAAAUGUUGUGCAUCGAAGCAAGCUCGCGUAUCAGGGAUUAUUGGCGUGUCCCGUAUGCUGGCAGCUGUUUCAGAACUAUCAGGACUUGGAUGAAGACGAACAACUGAGACGUACAGCGAAUAAUCCACUGCGGUCACCUUUUGUUAUGGGCCAUUGGUUGCUAAAAGCUGCUUAGCAGCAAUAACAACUACAGUUCGUUGCGUCGUCUACGUGCUCGUAAUAAAAGUAUAGUAAGUAAUUAUCUAAUAGUUGUGAACAGCAUUAUCUAAUAGUUGUGAUCUGUCUAUGAUGCUUCUGGGAGCGCAACAAUAAGAGAAUGAUGACAGACAUUUGAUAAAGUGACUAUCCUAGUAUAGACACUUUUCGAACUUCCAUAUCAGUCUGAAUCUUAUAAAACUUAUGUAACUAACCUCAUCCCAUAGCAGGACUUAUUCCCCUUUGUUCUCUUUUCAAGGUGUGCUGCAAAUCUUGAUUGGCUUUCACCCUUUGGUGAAGGUUUAGGCCCUGCGGCGCUCAAAGCACUAAGUAAAACAACCGGUUAGUUUUCACCUUGAUCACAAACGUAGACUUAUCCCGUGCAACAAUAGUUGUGAAUAGGUGCUUGUUUUACUAAAAGUAAGUUGUAUGGUUCUGGUAUUUGGUAACCUGAAUUGGAUCCUAAGGGUUCUCUUCUUGUUUUCCCUUAUGAUCAAAUUCAGGUUACCAAAUACCGGAAGCAUCCAUAAGUUGUAAUUAAAUCAAUUUCAUAGUGAUGAUUUUUGUGUUUGGAGCACAUCAACUACAAGUUCCUUGUGCCAGCAUAAUAUGUUGCGGCCUCUGUCAAGGUAAUGAAAGUGAACCGAAAAAACGUCAGCGUCGACUACAACAAGAACGUUCUCCUCUUCUAACUCUUCCCGCCUUCUACGCCGCGAGCAGGACGAACGAAAAGAUGCGCAGUGUAGUCGCGUCCUUUGCGACUAUCAUGCGGAUGCGAAGAGGAAGUACGACAUCCACCUGCAUCGUCAAAAGCUAGAAGGUGCUGGAAAACGAUUGUCACAGAAAGAACUGAAACAAAUGUACACAUUUUUCUUUACAGGUUCAUUUUGUUCAUCUACUCCCGCUGUUGUAAGUUCCUUGUCCUCGUUUGUCCGUCUCUAGUGCGUAGUACCUAUGUAUUAAGCUUCUUGAUGUCAAGAAGCUAUACCGUUUUCCCAACACUCAAAACAGCGGACGGCUGACCGCAUCAGCCAAUUCGAACCCUGGUAAAUUCGUCCAGCAGGUCGAAAGCUACGUCCAUUUCCGCUUUCGAAAAAUGUUGCAGGAGGUCGAAGGCUCUCUUAGUUUGGACAGUGAGACUUACAAGCAGCAGUGGUACAACGAACUCCUUGAGACGAGGAAGAAGGUGCAGAAGCAAGUAUCGGAAAUAGGCCAGCAGUGGGUGGAUGUUUUAGAAGAAGGAAAAAAAGAAGUAAAGGAAUCCCUUUCGAAGAGGAAGAUGCAUUUCUCAGCUGCCACGUUGGAAAUGUUCGCUUUAGAAGAAACGCUAGCGAAACACCACGAUUACGAUUCUCUCGAUCGGUUGCAUAAACUUGCUGAAGCGGAAGAAAGAUCCCAACUCUACGUGUUCAAGAAGAAGCAAGCUUUGGGGGAGCAAAGGCAGAUUGCGUUUUUGAAUCACAAGAUCCAGACAAGCUUUUCAGCCCAGAGGGAUCGCUUGUAUGGGCGGAUUCGGCGUGUAGCAGUAGAAAACCAAGAGAAAGAGUUGAAAAUCGAUCGUCGAAUCCAAGUGGUUGUGCAGAGACUGAAAGUAGAGCAAUCACGCGAAAUCGCUACCAUUCGAAGGAUAUUUCAAGAGCAUUGUUGCAGAGUAGAACACUUUGUCUCUGGCGCGCCUAACAAACGCGGUGAGCAGUUCACGCCUUUUGCUGCAUUGAAUAUGGCGGACGAAGACGACGAGGAGAAUAAAGAGGCACAAGUAUAGGAAUGUUCGAAUAAUUUGAUUCACUUGAUGCCCUUUUUGUUGACGAAAUCUUAACUGAGUGAUCAUCGAUCAUCUUAUACUUACAUAGUACAACAACUCUUGCUACAGGAGCUACCGCUACAUCAGUCAUGCCAUUGGACGAAGAAUUGACUUCUCUCCUUUCCCUCUUGCACACCGGCACCUCUCAAUUCAGGAACAGCCAGAAAAGAAGCCUAAGCAUGGCGCACUAAAACUCUAUGAGCCGAAGAAAUUCAAGCCCUUCCUUGGGAGUGCAGAAGAACAAGGCAGAGAGGCGCCGCCUUUCGAUCCGAGUGCGAUAUUCGAGUUUGCUAGUAAACUCCUCUGCGAAGAGAUGAGGAUUCUAGAACACAGGAAAAUAUCCUUGCCGGAUACAGUCAAUUAUAAUAUGGAGACUCCUGGGGGUGGUGCAGUGCAAGCGUCUGGUAGAGGCGGGCAAGGACAAGGGACAGCUAGAUCAGGAUCUACAGCAGAUCCUAUGACUUCUACGCAGAAAAAGCGUCCACGCUCAGUUUCAAGCACAGUCGGAAAAAUGAUGCGCGAAAAACGUACCAGCAUACUUUCUAUUUCUAAAGUAAAUCAAGCAAAAAGUAGUUGUAGUUCGACGUUGCUAAAUCAACAAGACAUUUUUAGUGCCUGUACUUCUGCUUUAAUAAAGGCAAAACAAAAGUAGAGGAAUAUAACAAUCACAAUCUUCAUUCAAAUUACCUAUAAUCUCAUCAUCAUCAUCAUCAUCAUCAUCAUCAUCAGCGUCAUUUUUUCACCUCCUCUUUACAACUCAUUAGGUGAAGGCUACGACCCCAUUCUAAACGCGUACAACGAGAAACUCAUGGAAGAGUUGAGGCAAAGCCGGGACGCUCGUGGGCAUCGAAGGGAGCAGAGGAGACCGCUUAGUGCAGCUAGGCCUGAUACCAAAGUCGUCCGCAAUCAAGAAGGGGAUCUAUUUUCAACAACUUAUACCGAGCUCUUCACGAAGAAAGACGUCUACAUAGCACAGCCGAAUCCACCAGCUCUUGGCAAUCGGCCUGAAUGUGCAGCAUGCGGAAAGUAUCUCGAUCUUCAGAGUAAAGGAGCGAAAAAUGCAGCUUUGCCUGCAACUUAUGGCUCUGGCUUUUGUCCAUUUGUUACUUUUUUCCCCUGUCAGUCUAGAUCUACUACUAGAUCUAGAAGUUUUUUUUAGAUCUAGAAGAACAAGAGUGAAGCAUUCUGAUGGACCUUUACUCGUCUACCUUCUCCCUCCAUCUCUAACCCACCGGCGCAAGAAACGCUGCACCAUCAGGAACUACGCGCGUUUGCGUCUUGCAGGAUGUCGUGAAUGCAGAGCGAGGAAUCUUGAGACCGGUCGUCAAAUGCUGUAGUUGGGAGUGCUGUCGAGAGUGGAACGACAGAUAUUCGCCACCCUUUCUACGCUUGUACCGAGAAGCCUUCAUCGACGAACGGGAUGAUGAUAAGGAGUUCAUUAUCGCGGCUGGUAGUGGAGGUGCAGGUGGGAUGAAGAAGAAUGAUGGAGCACGAGCAGGUGCUUCUGGAGGUUCUGAACAGCAGGAGAAAGAAGAUCCAACAGGUGCUAAAGCGGGUAGUAACCCAACAUCUAGUGCAAGUGCUUCCGGUGGUGCGACGACAGGAGGUGAAGAUCAGGGUGAAGGCGAUGCCGAAGAACCGAAGGCGGAAGACCUACCUGAGAGCUUAACAGACCGACAUGGAAACACGAUAAAACCAGGAGGACCGCCUGAAGGGGAGUUUGGGGCAAAUUUAAUGGAACCAGACGGCGGAGAAAAAAAUGCAGGUGGAGAUGAAAAUGCAGAGGGUCAAGAAGGUACUGGUGGUGAAGGUGAGCAGGAGGAAGAAGAAGAGGAAGAUGAUGGGGAAGAAGAAGAGGGGGAAGAAGAUGAAGAAUGACAGUCGUCUCGACGUAUUUUUUUGCUUUACGACGACCGACGGCCAGUUCCUUUUGCAUCUUCGACGGACGUAUUCCAGUAUUCCACUUUCAAACUUACGUUGAUCCACUCUUAUUCAACAUUCAUGAUUUAUCGAGAACUUUACCAUUUUUCAUGCUGUCAUUGAUUCGAAAUUUCAACGUAGAAAACAAACGCGGGUUACAACGAGAAGUAAAUAUUCACGGUGAUGCUGCAAUCAAAAAGUUGAAAAGUCAUUCUGGUCGACGCAAAAAGUUUCUCAAAAACGUCUAUAAUUUCACUUUCUUUUUACCCUAUGCAAAUCAAAAUGCCUCAGUCAUGCAAAAGAUUUCACACACUGCAAAGAAAAGUUCACAAUGAUGCCUCGAACAAGUAAUGAGCAUGAAAAGAACUCGGC